GCAUAGAGAAUGUUUAUGUACAUGGUCCACAAUGUGGUGCUACGCCCCUCUUUGUCUGCAUGAUUUCAGCUCAACAGGAUGUGGUGUUUAGGGUAGUGUUCCUAGGAAAGAGUUAAAGUAAUCGCGAAUUACAGUUUUUCUCUGUGGAGCAUUUUGUUGUGCAAAGAUAACAUAACAGUCUACAUUUGAUAUUUUGGUAUAAUGUUAAACUGAGGUUUGGGUUCAGUAGCCCAAGUCCCUCGGCUUGUCCUCAUCCGCCGAAUACUACAAGUCCCAUAAUGCACAUCUGGUACACACGCUCAUGUUUUCACUUCAUACGCGUAGAAUUACAAGCGAUCCAAUCUGUCCAUCCAGCUGGAGUUAAACGUCUAACUUUGUAAAGUGGCGUGAGCUCACGUUAGGAGUUCGAUAAGAGCAGAAUAACAGACACUGAGCACCAUGUUCACAGAGGUGCUGAUUUGCCUGCUGAUCGCAGGACUGAUCUUCCUGGUUCAGAGGAGCAGGACGCAGGUCCUAAAGACAGAGGAUGGCUGGUGGGGGGCCGGUGCACCGCCUGAUGGUGGGGAGGACAUCACCAUCUGUCCCUUUAAAGUCACCACCAGUGAUGAAGAGCUGGAGGACCUGUACAGCAGGAUGGAUAAUACCCGCCCUGUUCCUUCACUCGAGGACAGCCAGUUUAAUUAUGGCUUCAACUCUCAGUACCUGCAGAAGGUGGUCUCUUACUGGAGACAUGACUUUGACUGGAGGAGACAAGUUGAAAAACUCAACCAGUACCCCAACUUCAAAACCAACAUUGAAGGCAUUGAUAUCCACUACCUGCAUGUGAAGCCCAAGAAGGUGCUGGAGGGAUCUGCUGCUAUCCCUCUGAUAAUGGUUCACGGCUGGCCGGGCUCCUUCUAUGAGUUCUAUGGAUUGAUCCCUCUGCUGACAGAACCAUCAGACCCACACGACCUUGUGUUUGAGGUCGUGUGUCCCUCCAUACCAGGGUACGGGUUUUCAGAAGCACCACAUAAGAAAGGUUUUGAUUCAGUUUGUGCGGCACAUGUCUUCCACAAACUGAUGAGGCGCCUGGGUUUCCAGCAGUUCUACGCUCAUGGGGGAGAUUGGGGCUGGCUGGUCACUACCAACAUGGCUCAGCUGGAGCCCAACACUAUCAGAGGCCUGCAUGUGAACUUUGCCCCCCCCUCCAGGCCGGGGCUGCCCAUGGCUCUAUCCAUCAUGCUCGGCCGUUGCUUCCCAAAGCUGUUUGGCUUCACUGACCUGGAUAUUCAGCGUCUCUACCCCUGCACUGAGAAACUGGUGGUGGAGUCCAUCAAAGAGUCUGGCUACAUGCACAUCCAGGCCACCAAGCCUGACACUGUGGGUCGAGGACUAAAUGACUCCCCAGUGGGUCUGGCUGCCUACAUUCUGGAGAAGUUCUCCACGUGGACGAGCCGCGAUUUCAGGAACCUGGAGGACGGAGGACUCACCAGGAAGUUCUCUCUGGAUGACCUGCUGACUAAUGUGAUGAUCUACUGGACUUCUGGCUGCAUUGUCUCCUCCAUGAGGUUCUACAAGGAAAACUUUGGCAAAGGCCUCAACCAGCCUCACUCUAAGAUACCCGUGUACGUCCCCACUGGUUUUGCCUGCUUCCCCAACGAGCUGAUGCACACUCCCAAACUAUGGGUCAAACAGAAAUACCAUAAACUCAGAACCUUCACGCCCAUGGCCCGUGGCGGCCAUUUUGCUGCAAUGGAGGAACCCCAGCUGAUGGCCGAGGACAUCCAGAAGUUCACGAAGACAGUGGAGAAGAUGAAGAAAGUUGAAUAGAUGAGGAAACUAAAAGUACAGAAUGAAGGUAUUGAUUAGCAGAUUGAUGAAUGGAAAGAAACUGGGACACAGUAGUGAGCAAUUGGUAGACGUGUCCAUAUUGUGAUUCCAGAUAGUAAGCACUGUCUUUCUUCAGGUGCAAUCCCUAGUAUAGUUGGCUCUAUCUAGUGAAAUUCCUAAUCAUACUUCUAUGUGAUUGAGCCAGUAUUGUUCUGUGUUACUACUAGAAAAUGUUUGAAAGCUUCUUUCUGCAAUUGUUGUAAAAAGCUGCACCUGCAGUUUGCAAGGUGGCAUCACAGUGUGUUGGUGCAGUCUGGAGCUGAAGAGGGUGAGGAGCAGCUCAGCCUGGAUAUUCCUCAGAUAACAUGCAGCCACAACCAUGCUGCCAUGAUACCACCUUAAACCAUGCUGCCACGAUACCACCUUAAACCAUACUGCCAUGAUACCACUUUAAACCAUGCUGCCAUGAUACCACCUUAAACCAUACUGCCAUGAUACCACCUUAAACCAUGCUGCCACGAUACCACCUUAAACCAUACUGCCAUGAUACCACUUUAAACCAUGCUGCCAUGAUACCACCUUAAUUAAACCAUACUGCCAUGAUACCACCUUAAACCAUGCUGCCAUGAUACCACCUUAAUUAAACCAUACUGCCAUGAUACCACCUUAAACCAUACUGCCAUGAUACCACCUUAAACCAUACUGCCAUGAUACCACCUUAAACCAUACUGCCAUGAUACCACCUUAAACCAUACUGCCAUGAUACCACCUUAAACCAUACUGCCAUGAUACCA
Molecule: messenger RNA, 2603 nt
Organism: Cottoperca gobio
Lineage: Eukaryota; Metazoa; Chordata; Actinopteri; Perciformes; Bovichtidae
Gene: ephx1
Product: epoxide hydrolase 1, microsomal (xenobiotic)
Exons: 9
Coding region: 439-1809 (456 amino acids)
Biological process (GO): epoxide metabolic process
Molecular function (GO): epoxide hydrolase activity
Source: RefSeq, a predicted model, not a curated record